Messenger RNA from Paecilomyces variotii, 1598 nucleotides. RefSeq names its product putative aldo-keto reductase family protein. The record is from RefSeq and is a predicted model, not a curated record. Gene Ontology annotation, molecular function: oxidoreductase activity. The coding region runs from base 100 to 1206 and encodes 368 amino acids. The transcript has 2 exons. Lineage: Eukaryota; Fungi; Ascomycota; Eurotiomycetes; Eurotiales; Thermoascaceae.
ACAACCUUCCGCUACGAGUUUUUGUUGUAUGGUCUUCCCAUCGAUAGAAUACGGGUACGCGGACGUUGAUUUUUUAAUCUGAGCGAUAUCAUCAGAUCCAUGGCAGAAGGAGUCUUACAAUGUGGCCUUACCAUUGGCAUGUCCGCCACAGAGGGUAUACAUCACCCGCAUCCGAAACCGGUUGACGCAAUACGCAGCGAAGAUGCAUACGUCUUAUCAGAGGACAUCAUACCCGAUGCGCACAGCAAGUUGAGAUUGAGAGGAUCAUCUGAAGAUAUCCUCGUUCCGUAUAUGUGUGUAGGAGCAUGGGCAUGGGGUGAUAAAGCUACUUGGCAUUAUACUCCGGAUGAGUUGCCUCGUAUCAAGGAUGCUUGGGAGAUGUUGCGGAAUGAGGGGCUCAAUUGGAUUGAUACCGCGCAGGCGUAUGGGAGUGGUGAGAGUGAGAAGAUCUGUGGGGAUCUGUUUGAGGGACUUAACAGAUCGGAGUUCAUUGUUCAGACAAAGUGGUUUCCUAUUCCGGAUAUGACUAAUGUGAUUUUGCGAUGGCAUGCUAUUGUCAAGAAGCUUCGAGGGUCUUUGGAGCGUUUACGGUUGAAGUAUGUUGAUGUCUAUCUUGUGCAUGGGCCUAUACAUUCGAGUUCGAUAUCGACUGUCGCAAAAGGUCUUGCUGAGUGUGUUCGAUCUGGACUGGCUCGAACGGUUGGUGUGUCGAAUUAUGAUGCGCAUGAGAUGAUCAAAAUGGCGGAUGCUCUGGCGAAACAUGGUAUUCCACUUGCGGUGAACCAGUGCGAGUACUCGAUCCUACGAAGACAUCCAGAGUCACACGGACUGAUACGAACCUGUCGCGAGAGAGGGAUUGUUUUCCAGAGUUAUGCACCGCUCGCAGAGGGUCGUCUAACGGGUAAAUACUCUCAAGGGAAUGAACCACCACGGACGUACCGCUUCAGCAGCUACCCUAUACAUGAACUUGAGCCCGUUGUUGCGGUCCUCAGACGAAUCGCAGAGGCAAGACGAGUUACUAUUCCUGCGGUGGCGCUGAAUUAUAAUAUCAAUAAGGGCGCGAUUCCUAUUGUUGGGAUCCGGAAUUCCGAGCAAGUACAACAGAAUAUACAAGCUCUGGGUUGGAGACUGUCACAGGAAGAGAUUCGACGUAUUGAAGGUGUCAGUUUCGAAGGUGGGACGAGUUUUCUCUGGCAGCAUGGGUGAAUACUGGGCAUUAUGUAUAGCGCAUGCAUGCAUUGAUUCCUGCAGGAGUAUGUAUAUCCAAAUGUCAUAAAUCCGUCAGUGGAUCUAUAUGUACAGUAGUUCCGCUUGAGAACGGAACUAAAUCGCCAAUAAUACCCGCAUGAGUAUGAACUGUUGGUCUCUGUCAUGGAUACUUACUCUCAAAGCGCUACUUGCGGGAUUGAAGAGACAAGUUGCGAGUUCCCUCAAGAUGACAAAAAUAGGUACAGGCCUCUAAACAUGCACUUUGUGGAUCUCGAAGUGUACCUGACCGAGCCGGAUACGUGAUGGCGGGGCCGGAAGCUCGAGGAAGAUGAUCGAGUGAUUAUCAAUGAGUAGACAAGCGGGACAGCUGCGCAGAAACCGGCCUAUAU